Molecule: messenger RNA, 1581 nt
Organism: Bufo bufo (common toad)
Lineage: Eukaryota; Metazoa; Chordata; Amphibia; Anura; Bufonidae
Gene: FAM227B
Product: family with sequence similarity 227 member B
Exons: 16
Coding region: 41-1561 (506 amino acids)
Source: RefSeq, a predicted model, not a curated record
GAAGGCACCGGUGAGUGCUCCGCGUGCGUUUAGUAAUAAAAUGCAGAACGCCCCAGCUACAUUUCAAGAAUUUCUCAACUUCAAACACUUGAAAGAUUGGCCUGAAAUUCCCUCAGUAGAAGAACCUCUUCAUAAAGAGAUGAUUCCAGUUUCUAUAUUUUCAUUGGACGUGAUUCAUGAACAUUUUUUAGUAAAUGCCCCCCUUUCUGUGAGUGCUUUUGGAGAUAUGGAGUCAAAAAUUGAUAAGAGUUUGGUGCUUUUGGAUAGUUAUGCCUCCCAAAUGUUAUGUCUACCAGCUUUGGAUGGUGAUAAGGACUCUUUGCCAAGAGUCUUUCUUACUGAACCUGAAACGCCUGAACUCUCCCAGGAUGCACACAAAAACGUUAAGGCAAUUAACGGAAUAAAUCAUGAAGAAAAGGAUAACUGUGUUGAGAAUUGUGUAUUUCCUGGUUUCGAAAGAGCAGACUUACCUGGAAACAUUAAGGCACCUCAGAUCUUACAGAACAUUGCUAAAGUCCAAAAACUUAAGGAAGGAACUGGGAAAAUAUCAACAUUACUUCUAUCUGAGAAGUCAAUAGCCAUAUUUCAAGAUUGCUUCUGGUGGUUUUUUCUUCAGAAAUUUAAGCCUCAGCAAGUGGAGCAAGAUUACCUCUUUGACCGGAUCUCAGACACUUUUGUUGCUCUUUUCUGCAGUAUUCCACAGGAUGUGAAAGAAAUUUUUUUCCAGGUGUACCCAAACUACUUGUCGCAAGCCAUAUUCACAGCAUUUUACAAAGCCUUCCCACAGUCUCGUGUACGAUUUAAUGGAAAAAUGAAAACUGAAAUAGUAGACCUCGUUUUCCAGUGGGUCUCUGGUAUAAAGCCAGUGCCUUGCUUCUGGGAAAAAUGGGAUGUUAGUGUCCUUGAAUGCCAGAAAAAUGAUCAAAACUCUACUGAAAAAAUUAACACACCUCAAAACCUAGCUGAUGUCAGAAGGAGGCUGGAAUUUAAUCUGGAUUACUUACUUGAAGAGACUCGACAUCCACAUCUUUCUAGGACAUUAGAUACAAACAAAAAUGCCAUAACAAAAGAGUCUCAUUCAAUAGGUCCAGGACCAGAGUUUCAGCAUGGGCUUUUUCAGCUAGCAAGCCACAGCCUUCUGGUGUCAAACUACUUGAAGAGGCAUCACUUCACAAGUUGUAUAAACAGAUCACAACAGAGAAUAAAACACCCUGAAAUUUCACACUUGCCGCCUGUUGGUACAACCUAUCAAGACAUCAUUAAAGAAACUCAGAAGCUUAGAAAGAGUUUACAACAGGAAUAUGAAAUGUUAGAAACAAAAACCCAAAAGGAACUGGCAGAAAUUCAGCAACAAACUGUGAUAGUGAAGGACAAAAUUGAGAAAAUGAAACAAGAAGUUUCAAGUAGUGUAAAGCUGAACAGCACACUUCUUCUGGAGAAACUGCAAAAGAUGCCAUUUUCCAGUAAACUGUUCAGGAAAAAGGAUUUGACCAUACAAGAUGUUCUUGAUGCUGACAAUGAAUGUGAACCAACCACUGAGCAGACAUUAAAACAUUACUAAAGUCUUUAUGUUGAAGCCAA